This is a messenger RNA of Arabis nemorensis, 1344 nucleotides long. The record is from the annotation of a GenBank genome assembly. NCBI's taxonomy places the organism in Eukaryota, Viridiplantae, Streptophyta, Magnoliopsida, Brassicales, Brassicaceae.
AUGGGGGAUCUAGAUGAAACUCAGCAGAAUCCAUUGUUGAGAGAAUCCGAAUCAGAGAGAGGUCACGAAGAAUUCAACGGAGCUUCUUUUAGUGGAGCGGUUUUCAAUCUCGCAACAACAAUCAUCGGUGCUGGUAUCAUGGCUUUACCUGCAACAAUGAAGAUCCUCGGACUUAUUCCCGGUAUCGCAACCAUCGUUCUCGUCGCUUUCUUGACCGAUGCAACGAUUGAAUUCUUGCUCAGGUUUAGUACAAUCGGGAAGCAGAGAUCUUACGGUGGUUUAAUGGAAGAUUCUUUUGGUAAACCCGGAAGGAUUAUGUUGCAAGUUGCUGUUCUUGUUAGCAACAUUGGUGUUUUGAUCGUUUACAUGAUCAUUAUCGGUGAUGUUUUGGCUGGAAAGAAUGAAUAUGGAAUCCACCAUGCUGGUAUGCUUGAAGGAUGGUUCGGAGAAAAUUGGUGGAACAGGAGAGCUUUUGUUCUUCUCAUUACUACUCUCUUUGUCUUUGCUCCAUUGACCUGCUUCAAACGGAUAGAUUCUUUGAGAUUCACAUCUGCUAUAUCUGUUGCUCUAGCGGUUGUUUUUCUUGUCAUCACUGCGGGAAUUGUAAUCAUAAAGUUGUUCAGUGAUGGUUUGAUGAUGCCAAGACUUCUACCAGAUCUCACUGACUUGGCCUCCUUCUGGAAACUCUUCACGGUUGUUCCCGUGCUUGUCAAUGCGUACAUUUGUCAUUAUAACGUUCACAACAUACAGAACGAGCUUGAAGACCCUACUCAGAUCAAACCUGUUGUUCGAUCAGCACUUAUGAUGUGCUCUUCUGUUUACGUAAUGACAAGCUUAUUCGGAUACCUCUUAUUUGGUGAAUCUACACUUGAUGAUGUUCUUGCAAACUUUGAUACCGACCUUGGAAUCCCACUUGGUUCGGUACUAAAUGAUGCAGUCAGAUUCAGCUAUGCAGCUCAUCUCAUGCUUGUGUUCCCCGUUGUCUUUUACCCUCUGCGCGUUAACAUCGAUGGUCUCUUAUUCCCUACGGCUCCAUCGCUUACUUCCUCUAAUCUGAGGUUUGGCUCUAUCACUGCCGGUCUCAUUGCAGUAAUCUUUGUGGGUGCAAACUUCAUACCAAGCAUUUGGGAUGCUUUCCAAUUUACUGGAGCAACCGCUUCUGUCUGCCUCGGUUUCAUAUUCCCCUCUGCUGUUAUCUUAAAGGAUCGUCAUAACCGAGCAACAAACAAAGACAGGACUAUAGCCAUUUCCAUGAUUGUUCUUGCGGUAUUCUCCAAUGCAAUCGCCAUUUACAGUGACGCAUACGCCUUAUUCAAGAAGAACAAGUCCAUAUUUCCAAUAUGA